This is a messenger RNA of Mya arenaria, 543 nucleotides long. RefSeq lists its product as uncharacterized. The record is from RefSeq and is a predicted model, not a curated record. Lineage: Eukaryota; Metazoa; Mollusca; Bivalvia; Myida; Myidae. The transcript has 2 exons. Bases 1 to 543 code for a protein of 180 amino acids.
AUGAACAAGUCAGAAUGCAAGAAAGAACGCAAGAUGAACAAGUCAAAAAGCAAGAUAGAAAGCAAGAUGAACAAGUCAGAUAUCAAUAUGGACAAGUCAGAAAUCAAUAUGGACAAGUCAGAAAGCAAGAUGAACAAGUCAGAAAGAAAGAAAGAAAGCAAGAUGAACAAGUCAGAAAGCAAUAUGAACAAAAAGCAAGAAAGAAAGCAAGAUGAACAAGUAAGAAAGCAAGAUAACAAGUCAGAAAGGAAGAUAGAAAGCAAGAUGAACAAGUCAGAAAGCAAGAAAGAAAGCAAGAUGAACAAGUCAGAAAGCAAGAAAGAAAGCAAGAUGAACAAGUCAGAAAGCAAGAAAGAUAGCAAGAUUAACAAGUCAGAAAGCAAGAUAGAAAGCAAGAUGAACAAGUCAGAAAGCAAGAAAGAAAGCAUGAUGAACAAGUCAGAAAGCAAGAAAGAAAGCAAGAUGAACAAGUCAGAAAGCAAGAAAGAAAGCAACAUGAACAAGUCAGAAAGCAAGAAAGAAAGCAAGAUGAACAAGUCAUAG